AUGGACCUGGAGAACCAGCAGCAAGGCUUGCUUCUUCUUCAGAAUGGCCACAACAGCAGCUCCAACAAUAACACAAGGGCCCCCACCAAUAUAGCCACCACAUUCUCCAGACUGACCUCCACCACCUUGAACCACCACAGGAUUUUCUUCAAUGAUUACGAUGAUGAUGAUGAGGAGGAGGAGAGGGAGGAGCAUGAGGAUGACUGUGGUCGUGGCCCAUCACUCCCAGUAGGCCAAGAAUGUCCAUUCUCAAGGCCCUUCGUGAUUCUUGAUUUGAUAUGGAACUUGGGGUUUAUGUUGGUGGCUGCCUUUGUGCUUUUGACUACCGUCACCGAGAGACCCAGCACCCCUUUAAGGCUUUGGGUUGGUGGCUAUGCUCUGCAGUGCCCCUUGCAUGCAGGUUUUGUUUGGCUUCACUCUUAA
Messenger RNA from Coffea eugenioides, 423 nucleotides. Its product is annotated as E3 ubiquitin protein ligase RIE1-like. Lineage: Eukaryota; Viridiplantae; Streptophyta; Magnoliopsida; Gentianales; Rubiaceae. The transcript has a single exon. The coding region runs from base 1 to 423 and encodes 140 amino acids. The record is from RefSeq and is a predicted model, not a curated record.